AUGCAAAAACUUCUGCUUGCUACCGUAGCCCUCAUCGGCUUGGCAACCUGCCAAAUGGGCCCCUGGCAGGGUGGAUUCCACCAAGGAGGCCGAGGUGGAGGCAGAUUUUUCGAGCGCAUGCUCAGCCAGCUUCCCCCGCAGCUCCAAGCUCAGGCUCAGGCCAUCCACUCAAAUCAGGCGCUCUCCUUCGAACAAAAGCACGAACAAAUGCACGCGCUGAUCGAGACGCUGCCCGCGGACCAGCGUCCCAUGCCCCCAUUCAUGCGUAAUUUGCCGCCCAGCGUACAGCAACAGAUGAGGGAGCUGUGGUCGAACAAGGCCCUAACCUGGCAACAACGUCGCCAACAGAUGCAUCAGCUCUUCCAAAGCCUCCCAGAAUCGAUGCGGCCCCACUUUCCGCUUCCGCCGUUCGUCAAUCAGCUGCCGGAGCCGUAUAAGAGCCAAUGGAUGGCCAUCCACAACCAGCCUGGACCGGGACACUUCCAGAAAAUCAGGAACCUGAUCGCGACGAUGCCCGAUUCCGUAAAAGCCCAGCUUCCGAUGCAGGGCAGAUGGGGCAUGAUGGGAAAGGGCAGAAUGUGGGGACAACAGCAGCAGCAAUCCCAGGGGCAGUUCCGCUUC
Molecule: messenger RNA, 621 nt
Organism: Mesorhabditis spiculigera
Lineage: Eukaryota; Metazoa; Nematoda; Chromadorea; Rhabditida; Rhabditidae
Source: the annotation of a GenBank genome assembly